CGGAACUUCCAUGCUGACAAUGCCGACGAGCACCCGUCCCCGCGCACUCUCCACCACGGAGCCUCCGUCUGCUAAAAAGCUAAAGACGGUCCAUGCCGACGAACAUAAUAACAAUAAUAAUAUUAAACCCGAGUCUGAUCUUCCGGACGAUUCCCCGCCCAACACCGUCCCAGACGCUUCUAAUGGUCAUUUACACCAUCCAAAAGACUACUUUGCAGAUGGCGUACUUGAUGUGUCCAAUGUGGAUCGCCUCAAGGCGAGCUACCGCUCAUCCGAGCCUUUUUUGCACGCCGUGAUCGACAAGUUGUUCCAAAACGACCUGCUAUCCAAAGUAAAAGACGAGUGUGUCGGCGAACUGAGCUUCACCGAGAAGGAGACCGACAUCUACAAGGUUCACCAAACGGGCGACUUAGCCUCGUUGUCGUACCUCGCGGAACAAGAAGUCGCUUUAUUGCCGAAUUUACUCAAGUUACGCGAUGCCCUCUAUUCCCAAACUUUCCGCGACUUUCUUCGCAAGGUGACUGGCUGCGGACCCCUAUCAGGCAAGAAGCAGGACAUGUCCGUCAAUUCGUACAAGAAAGGUUGCCAUUUACUUAAUCACGAUGAUGUUAUUGGCACUCGAUCUGUAUCAUAUAUUCUCUACAUGCCAAUGCCAGAACCCGAAAGCUGGAAAACCGAAUAUGGCGGUUCUCUCGAAUUAUACCCCGUGAAACCUGGUCCAGAUGGUGUUCCGGAACCGGAAUGCAUACCGUCCAAGUCAAUCACACCAAGCUGGAACCAAUUUAUAUUUUUCGAGGUCCAGCCAGGACAUAGUUUCCACUCUGUUCAGGAGGUAAUCGUGGAUGAAGGAGAUUGUCAACGACAGCGACUGAGCAUUAGUGGAUGGUUCCAUCGUGCUCAAGAGGGUGAAGAAGGUUAUGAAGGUGAACCGAUGGAUACCACCAAUAGUUCUUUGGCCCAACUUACAUCAACUUCGACGGUCUAUACUCCGUAUCCCGACAUUGACGACGUGCUGAGCUCAAACCCAUUUGCAACUCUCAAGCCUGAACAACUUUCUUACCUUUCCGUGUUUCUCGAUCCGGUGUACUUGCAGCCAAAGGUCAUAUCUGCACUGUCGAAGCGGUUCAUCGACGACUCGAGUAUCGAGCUACACAAAUUCCUCUGUGCACCCCUCGCUGCGAAGCUCGAAGCAGGUUUACGUGCACGAGACAAAGAUGACGGACUUGAUGGCGAUACUCGACAGGGACGUGUUCCUCGCCACACAACCGGUAUAACCGAAAACGGUCCUUGGACGCUCCAAGGUCCACCGCACAAAUCCCGUUACUGCUCACUGUCACUCUCUUCAAGGCAAACUCGAAUGAAAGAUGAAGAAGCCAUCGCAGCACUCUCCUCACCCACCACAACUCUCGAGCAACUCCUCUCAAUCCUCGAAACCUCACUCUUCCCACACCCUGCUUUUCGUACCUGGCUUGCACUCAUCGCGCAGCUGCUUCCGACGAAAUAUACCGCUCAGGCGAGAAGGUUUAGGCCGGGAUUGGAUUAUACGCUUGCGACGAGUGAUGAUGAGCAGAGUAUUCUUGAUGUUGUGCUUGGGCUUACGCCUGAGUCUUCUGAGGAAGCAAAGAAGAGGGAAGAGAAGGCGGCGAGGGAGAGUAUGAAGGGGAAGAAGAGGGCGAGGGGGAGUGCGAAUGAACCCGAGGAGGAAGAUGAGGAACCUGUUGGGUGGGAGAAAGGGGAGUGGGGUGGUUGGGAGUGCUAUAUGGCUCCGCACGAAGGAGAAGAAGACCCAGCCGUAUACCGCUCCGGCUCAUCAAAGAAGAAACAGGACGACUCGGACAAUACGCACGCGCAGAACGGUACCAAACCGUCUUCAACGUCGACUACGACAGCUUCUAGGAUAGCCAAACACCAAAAUUCACGUUCCCUACCAGUACACGGGAUCGUACACCAUAACCAGUCUACCUCGUCUACCUCCACAGGCAACAACACGUCCAACCCUUCCACCCGUCCGACUAACCACGCACGCGAGAAGGCCGGAGGCGAUGAAGACGAUGACGACGAAGGAGAAGGCGAGUUCGACGAAGAAGACGAGGAAGACGAAGACGAUGGUACACUCUUAACAGUACAACCUGGGUUCAACCGCCUCAUGCUGGCAUUACGAGACGAAGGCGUCAUGCGGUUCGUGAAGUACGUGUCUGCUGCUGCGCCUGGAUCAGUGUGGGAUGUAUGUGGGGAGUAUGAAGUUGCUAUGACUGAGGAAGAGGAGGAUGGUGUCGGCGAGGGGGAGGGGGAGUGAAAAAAAGGAUAAAUGGCAGGGGGAAGUGCAGGUGUUGGGACUGGUUAGGGUUGUGGCAUGUAUAGUUAAUCUGCUUUUGGUUGUGUUGGCAUUGAUGCUAUGUCUUUUCUUGUUUUGUUCUGAUUUGCCUUGUCGCGUUUGUUUGAAGUUUAUUAUCCAGUAUCAAUGCACCGCUCGUAUACCUCUUACUCGUUGAAUA
Molecule: messenger RNA, 2495 nt
Organism: Fomitiporia mediterranea MF3/22
Lineage: Eukaryota; Fungi; Basidiomycota; Agaricomycetes; Hymenochaetales; Hymenochaetaceae
Exons: 5
Coding region: 11-2296 (761 amino acids)
Biological process (GO): regulation of translational termination; peptidyl-proline hydroxylation
Cellular component (GO): cytoplasm
Molecular function (GO): peptidyl-proline dioxygenase activity; L-ascorbic acid binding; iron ion binding
Source: RefSeq, a predicted model, not a curated record